CACCUUUCUGCUCCUUCCCCAGCUACCUGAACGACCUGGAGAGGAUAGCCCGUGCCGACUACAUCCCCACCCAGCAGGACGUGCUGCGCACCAGGGUGAAGACCACCGGCAUUGUGGAGACCCACUUCACCUUCAAGGACCUGCACUUCAAGAUGUUCGACGUGGGCGGCCAGCGCUCAGAGCGGAAGAAGUGGAUCCACUGCUUCGAGGGGGUGACGGCCAUCAUCUUCUGUGUGGCCCUGAGUGCCUACGACCUGGUGCUGGCUGAAGAUGAGGAGAUGAACCGGAUGCACGAGAGCAUGAAGCUGUUCGACAGCAUCUGCAACAACAAGUGGUUCACGGACACGUCCAUCAUCCUCUUCCUCAACAAGAAGGACCUUUUCGAGGAGAAGAUUGUGCACAGCCCCCUGACCAUUUGCUUCCCGGAGUACACAGGGGCCAACAAGUACGAUGAGGCGGCCGGCUACAUCCAGAGCAAGUUUGAGGACCUGAACAAGCGGAAGGACACCAAGGAGAUCUACACCCACUUCACCUGUGCCACCGACACC
Molecule: messenger RNA, 548 nt
Organism: Tauraco erythrolophus (red-crested turaco)
Lineage: Eukaryota; Metazoa; Chordata; Aves; Musophagiformes; Musophagidae
Source: RefSeq, a predicted model, not a curated record